AUUAUGACAUCGUUUUUGUUGUAAAACCAUGAAAAAACGAGCGAAAAUUGUAAAGAAGCUUACGAGUAUUUAUUUUUUUGAUUUCUAUUCUUACAAGAAGUGUUACUGAGACAAGCAUAACUUUAAUAUUGAAGUUAUUCAUGUGAUUGACCUUUAUAUUAUUUAUUUAAGUGAUGUAUCGUAUUUAGACUUGCUAUACGUGAAAAAACUUGUCAUGCCACCCAAGACUCGGACAAAUAAAGCUGGAAAAGCUUUAAAGGAGAACACAUGCGUAUUUAAUACUAAAAGGGUGCGAAAAUCGGAUAAAGUGAUAAAACCUCCUCGAAGGCCUUUAGCUGAUAAAACUAACUCUGCAUCGGACGACAAUGCUUCUAUACUCACUGCCGAAAAACAGCCUGUAAGUGUAAAAGUUACUUCAAUUAAAAGAUCACAAAGUAAAACUGAACUUAAUUCUGAGAGACCACGUCGAGAGAGACGACUACCUAAACGAUUUAAAGAAAAUAAUAUAUUGAGCAAUGUAUCAACAAAUGCCAUUUCCCAAUCAAACCAAGGCACCUUAGAAUUAAGUAAAACUUCCCCUAUUAGAAAGGCACCGAAUCAAGUUAAAAAGAUACCAGUUGUCGUAUUAUCUCCAUUGAAAACACCAAUCAGAGUACUUGAUACAAGUUUAUUUAAAAAUCGUCCAAAAAGAAUUUGUAGGCUACCCAGUAAAUUCGAUGAUCAUUCCAUUAGUCCGAACAAGUUUAUACCCGUCCAGCCUAUUAAUGCUAGUACUCCUUUAGCUAAUAAAACAAAACAAGUUACUAAAGUAUUAGCUAAGAAUACCACAAGUGUAAAGAAUAAAUCACCACUUAACCAAUCAAAUGAAACACAAAAACCGAAGACUUUAAAAGAUUUUUUUAAUAAAAAACCAACAGCAGACUCUAAUAACAAUGCAAAGAAUGCAAAGCAAAAGAGAGAAAAACCUCAACCUUCUCUGAAAAAAUCACCUCUUCUAUCAAAGACAAAACAAACCAGUCAUAAUACUGGUAAGAAUAACUCAUUGAGAAUUUUAGGAGAUAAUAAAAAAACACUCAAAAGAGAUUCUAGCAAACUUGAUAUUUAUGAAUUUACAUAUGAUCCCCAAGAAGAACCACCUCCAGCUAAGAAAAAAAAGAAAAAAACUGUUGCCAAGAAGCCAACAAAGCCCAAAAUUACCAUUAAAAGUAAUUAUGACAAGAAUUUAGCUAAAGCCCUUGCCACUUUAAAAAAUAAUGUUUCCUCAAAACCCUGCACUGUAACAUCAGUUGCACAAUUAAAUUCAACAAAACCCUGUGUUGAUCAUAACAAUCAAAUUAUCAUCAAUAACAUAGUGCCUAACACAGUCACAGAUACUGAAGAGAGUAUUGUUAAUGAGAAAAAUUAUAUUUCUGUUAGAGUAGAGGACAUUGCUAUGGAUAUGCAUCCUGAAGAUGAUUUUAAUCUUGAUUACUCACCCGUAAACUCGCCUGCACAACAAAUUCCUGCAGAGCCUAUUAAUAAAAAUGAAAGUGUCAAUGUACCUAAUGUCAAUGACCCCCUUAACUUACAAGAUGAUAUCAGUUUCUUUGAUGAACAACCUGCUGCAAGCAGUAGUAUGAAUGUAACAAUAAGACAUCCAUUAGCUAGCCCAUGGAGAGUGGAAUUUGGUAAUUUACCUAUAAAAUGGCAGGUAAACACUUAUGUUAAGCCCAAUAUGACACCGGCUGUGGAAAGCUCCUUUAUCAACUUCAAUGAUACAAAAAAGAAAUAUGUCUACACAGGUAUGGUGGCAGAAGCAAAUCAAUCACUGCCUGAAAUUGUUCCAAGUACUCCAAACUUGAGGCAAACUAGCAUUAUUUCUUUUAUUAAAGAAGUUGUAGAAAAGAGUGCAAAUAAGAAGAAAAAGUCCAAAUCAACAUCGGUGAAAGCCAAUUCCUUGUUUGAAGAUGUAACAAAUACAUCCAUAGCUACACCUAAUCAAAAGAAACAGCCUGUUGUGAAUGCUUUCGAAUUAUCAAAAGCAAAUAGCCUAACUCCCAAUAAAGAGAAUUCACUUGCCAAGAGUAAUAAUUCCAGUAGUACAUCUAAUGAAACAGAGAGUUCAGAUGUUCAAGACAAUGAUAAAAAUGCUGAGACUCCGAAAGACAAGAAAAAAAAGACAGAUAAAAAUCUAACAUACUUUGGUUUCAAUGAAAGUGAAGAUCAAGAGAAUAUUUCCCCUAAAAAGAAAAUUAAAGCUAGGUCUUUGAGAUCACGAACAAGGGGAAUUUUACAAGAACUAAAUACUCAAAAGGGUCCUAUGAGGGCAAUAAUACCAGUUGCCGCUAAAUCUAAGCCAAUUCAAAGUUCUGAUGUUGUAAAUAAAAUGUUUGAUACAAUGAAGUCGGCAACAGAACCACCAGUUUUUCCAGAAGUGGCUGUUGAUUGUAACAUUGAAAGCACUAAUGUAGUGGAGCCAGUUUUGCCUGAUAAUUUGGAGAAUGAAGACUCAGAAUCAGUACAUUUGUUUGAAGAUAUAGAAUUUAUACAUCACCAGAAGGCAAAUCGCAAAAGUUAUGGUAAAUCAAAGAAGGUUGCAUUUAACAAAUCAUCUACAAUGGAUAACAACAGUGAUCCCUUAUGUGAUAUUGACCAAGCUUCGAGUGAUGAAAAUUUGGAUGACCUGUCAUUUAGGUUACCAUCUAUGAAACCUAAGAAGGUUAUUAAAAAGAAGAAAACGAACAAACAGAAAUUGUCUAAGAAAGAGGAAAAAGAAGUUGAAGCCUGGGCAGCUGGUUUUAACUCAAUGUGUGAAGACAUUGAUGAGUUCGAUUUGGUAGUUGAAUAAGGAUAUUCAUUUGAAAUUAUUAUUAAGAUUAUGUUUGAUAAUUUUAUUAUUUGCAUUAAAUAUUUUGUUUAUUUCAUAGUGAAAGUGCAAUAAUGGCACAAGAUAGUUUGAAAUAGAAAUUCCCCUCAAAUUGAACCAUAGAGUCACUGGUGAUUUUUUUUAAAUAUAUAUAUUAAACAUAUUGGUGAAAAUAAGCAUUUUUUAGUCUGUGUCUGCCUGCUUGAACUUUGUCACUAUUUUCUGAUCCAGAGUAGGCAGGUUACCGAAUUGGAUUCCUGACUAGAAAAUAUAUUUUAAAAUAUAUUAUAUGAUGAAAUAUUAGAGUAUUUUUAAAUGAUAAUUUAUAAAAAUCACCAUAUGACGCAUUAUGUAAAGAAUGUAUAAACUUUGAAUCAAUGCUUAAUAAGUAAUAAAAACACAAAUGUAAAUUAAUAGUGCCUUAAAUUAUUGAUAUAUUUUAAAGUUGUCAUCUUACAUUUAAUCAAGAGAAUCAACUUAUGCAAUUAUGAAAA
Vanessa tameamea is the source of this 3339-nucleotide messenger RNA. RefSeq lists its product as uncharacterized. Bases 215 to 2827 code for a protein of 870 amino acids. The transcript has 3 exons. The record is from RefSeq and is a predicted model, not a curated record. NCBI's taxonomy places the organism in Eukaryota, Metazoa, Arthropoda, Insecta, Lepidoptera, Nymphalidae.